AUGUUUCACGUGGCCGGCAAACCGGUCCGUACACCGCCUCUGGUAUGUAUAGAGCUCCGUCCAAACAGGGGAGCAAGUGGUCCAUUGCAUUCCCGCGGAGCUAGCAGCGGGCCUCAGAAGUGCAUCACGCCGUACGUGUGCUUGGGCUGUCGGAGUCGGAGCAGAUUGCUGGCCAGAGUCUCACACGUGCGCCGACACGAGAUACGCUCGUUCAGCAGCGGCGCCUCCAAGAAACAGCGCACGCCAGCGCACACGGGUUUUGGUGCGGACUUCGACGGCAGAGCCGCAGUCGACGGCAGCAGCGACAAUGGCAGUGUCACGGGGCGGUACUCUCGUAGGCCGCUGGGUCCCGAGCAAUUGCUAGAGGAGGUGGACAAGCCUGAGCAGAGGCGCCGUGAUGGAAAUGCCAGCAACACGCACAACAGUCCACCAGAAAUGCGACAUGCUCAACGAUGGACUGGCUCUCACUCUCUUGAUCCCGAGCUUCAGAAGCAUCUCGAUGCGUACCUUGAUCAAAGAUCGGCACGAGAUGUCCCAGCGGCAUGGUCUACAUUGCGAGAGAUCGGGAAGUGCUGCGCACAACGUCCUGUCCGGGACAUACGUGCUCUCUACAAUUCAGGUCGACCAUUCAUUUCAGCCGUAAGCUGGCUUCUCCUGCAGUCGAUCCGCAAGUGGGUAGAAGACGUGCAGAAGGGCAAUGCUCAAACGGAUGUCGCCUCGCCCUACCAGGUCAUGCAAGUCAUGCAUGGCUUGAACAAUACCCUGGCCCAGCUUUACCAGCCUCCUUUGUGGUUUUUGGCACACCUAAUUUCCACGGUGCGAUUCUCCGACGGCGGCGAGGACAGUCUUGUCGUACGCCAGGGAAGAGAAGAGCUUGCCAAAAUGUGGAGACUUUGUAUGGGAGGCCAUCUCACCCGCCAGGCCCUCGGAGGGCGCAUAACUGAGGAAAACCGCAUCCAAUUCGCUUCGAUCGCUGUGCGCGACGAUGACUGGAGCUUCCUUCCACCUACAACUUUCUUUGCCUCCCACGCAGCAGACCAACGCUCUCCAGACAUGUUUGGCAGUAUGCUUGGCAUGCUAGUGCCGCAACCGAGUCACGACAUUUUAGUGAGUAACAUGGGAAGGCAUCGCUGUGACUAUACAAGUGCUGCUAUUGUGACUUGGGAUCUCCUUCAGACACUGCCUCCCGUUCUAUAUGGAGGCUCGCCACUCUACGCGCCCCUUGCAACGCUGCUUGGUGCGAUCGUCAAGCACGCACAUGCACCCCGUGUACCGGUGCUCAUGCUGGACAUGAUGAGAAAAUCCAAUGAGCCAGGACUUGUCGAAGGCUACCGCGCUAUGCUUGCUCGCGUCCACUGCGAAGAUCUGCCAGCCGUUAUGCGAAACCUAAAGACGACAAAACGUACCAAGGAUACACAGACGACGCCCACUUCCUCGAGCGGAAUCAGUCAGGAGGUCCAUGAACCAGUAGAUUCUGACCACAAUUCUACUGCUGAUCCAACACUGACUUUGCGCCAUGAUGGCCGAAGCCCCGAGACGCUCAGCUAUGCUUCUACUCAGAUCAAGAGGCUGGGAAGAGCCCGGGAGCAACAGAAUUUGCACGCUGUGGAGCAGCUCAAGAAUGAAAUUCUCAGCCACGCGAAGCAAUUCGUGACGGUGAAAGACCGCCUUCCCAUAGAGGUAUACGAGCAUCUCAUGCUCGCUGCGCUAUCAUUGCGAAAUCCCAAAUUGGCCAUCGAGAUAUGGAACGUUCUACCUCAGCUAGGUUACAAACCAGACCUCAAAACCUUUACCGUGAUGCUGCAAGGCGCACAAAGUAUGGGAGAUGUCGUCGGUAUGGAGGCAUUCUGGCAGAACAUGCGUAGCGCUGGAUUCCAACCUGACGCCCAUGCGUGGUCGAUCCGAAUCUUUGGCCUACUGAAAAAUCGCAGUCGACUCAAUCGUAGCCGACAGACAGGCCUCGAUGCGCUUCAUCAGAUGGGACAGGAGUGGUUGGCGGCGGCACGGGCGAAAGAGGGCCAAGAUCGGACGUUGGAAGGCCAGAAACAGCAGCCAAGCAAAGCCAUCAGCUCAACUGAAUUGCUUCGCAAGUACUCUGGACCUGUUGACGGGGUACCGCGACCUACCGUGGAAAUUAUGAAUUCGGCAAUAGCUGGCUUUGCGAUCGUCAAACCAGAUGAGAUUCCCAAUGUCUUUGCGUGGGGCCGCGCAUUUGGCGUCGAGCCAGACCUCAGCACCUACAAUUCAUUGCUCUCCCUAUCGAUGCGCAGAAUGCAAACAGAAGAGGCGCUGGGGAUCCUCCGUCAAAUGCAGAAGCGUGGAAUUGCCGCUGACAGCACAACAUGGUUUGUGCUCUUGGAAUCGCUUUUCUACAGCGGGUUCUUCGACAGCAUGGACCAUGGAGAGCAAGAGGCAAAAGUCAUUGCACUUAUUGACGCGUUGGGAGACAAAGACUUGGGUCUGCCUGACAUUGAUGAGAAAGCGUAUGCCCUGAUCAUUGACCGCCUCAUCAAGAGAUAUCAAAACGCAGCCGGCGCGGACGCGGUAUACUCCCAUAUGGUCAAAUCUGGUCAGCAACCCACUCCUCACAUCCACACGAUUCUAAUGAUGUCUUACUUCGACCGACAACCCGAGCCUGACUUUGCAUCCAUCGAGAGCCUAUGGCGAAAAAUCCAGGAUCCAGGAACGGGCUUCUCUGGCCUCGUGGACACCAUCUUCUUCGACCGCAUGAUUGAAGGUUAUGCCAAGAACCACCGUAUCGUCGGCACAAAGCCUAUGGAAGAUUUCUUGAGCCAUGCCAGGUCAUCGGGGAAGCAGCCUGGCUGGCUGGCACUGGGAAGAGUUGCUCAAGCUUAUGCCGCAAGGGAGCAAUGGGAUAAGCUGAGGAAUCUCGUCGACCAGGUACAAAUUGCGCAGAGAGAAAACAGUAGCCGAUUUAUGCGUAAAGGAGAGGAUGACUUCUGGAAGGCAAUGGAGCGACGAGGUUUAGGGGAAAUGAGCGUGACAGUUUGCUGGCGAGGGCGGCGCAGAAUGACGCUCGCGAUGCUUUCGCACCACCGUGGUUAUGAUCUCCCUCCCUCUCUCACACCCAGCGCAUGAUGAGAAAAACACAAGCGUUACUGAAAUGCCAGAUUACCUUAUUUGCAAGAAGAAUACAUUAUUAC
Messenger RNA from Pseudocercospora fijiensis CIRAD86, 3164 nucleotides. RefSeq lists its product as uncharacterized. The record is from RefSeq and is a predicted model, not a curated record. NCBI's taxonomy places the organism in Eukaryota, Fungi, Ascomycota, Dothideomycetes, Mycosphaerellales, Mycosphaerellaceae. The coding region runs from base 1 to 3099 and encodes 1032 amino acids. Gene Ontology annotation, molecular function: protein binding. The transcript is spliced from 5 exons.